Molecule: messenger RNA, 339 nt
Organism: Microthlaspi erraticum
Lineage: Eukaryota; Viridiplantae; Streptophyta; Magnoliopsida; Brassicales; Brassicaceae
Source: the annotation of a GenBank genome assembly
AUGUUAAACCAUCAGCUCCGUCCAACUGGAUCUGCGCCAUUCCCUGAAGCGAAUGUUGCGUCAUCCAGUCACACUAAAAAGCCUGAACAUGAACGCAGACACGGCAAAGGCCGUGUCGCGGUCGAGGUCGUGGACGUGGAAGAGAAAGUGAUGAUGAUCGAGCGGGCAUCACAACAAGCCAAAAAUAAGGAUGCAAAGACAAACUUCAUCUCUGAUGAACCUGGUCCAUCCUUUGAUGGCUUAAGUGAUGAUUUUCAUCUGGAUGUCGCCGACUAUCUCGUUGAUCCUGAAGAAUCAACUGAGCCAAAGAAAGUUAAAUCAAUGAUAGUGUCUUCGUAA